AUGUUGGAGGAUGGUUGGGAAACCAAGGGAGGAAUGGCGGAGUUGUGGGUGGGAGAACCAGUGUUCUCUGUGUUUUCUCCGUCGACGUCCAUUUUAGGGAUUGAAGUUUUUGGGUUUGGGAAAAAUGAAAGCGGGUCAGUGUUGUUUUGGUUUGUUGAAGUUACAGGAUCUAUCUAUUUGUUCGGCUGGUUACCCAUUUUCCAAUUUCUGCUUCCAGUAAAGAUUUUGGGUGUACUACUACUUCUUGGAAUGGAACUUUUCUCGCUAACCUUUUUUGAAAUUAUAACAGGCGGCGAAGUAUAUAGGAAAAUAUAUGAUGAGAAAUAUGCCCAUUACGAAGUUCGAGGAAUAUUGCUGUACUUAUACAAAAGUAUUGCGGAGUUUAAUGAUUCACAGCUCCAAGCUGCUUCGGCGUAUGAUGCCAUGUUGGAUGCAGCCAAGCAUGGAAUUGUUGAGUUCAUAAAUGUUAUGAGGAAGGCUAAUCCUGACCUCUUAUGGGCCAUGGAUAGCAGUAAGAGAGGCAUAAUUUCGUAUGCAAUUCUGAAUCGCAAGGAAAAUGUGUUCCGUCUCAUACUUGGUCUCAAUGGACAGAAGCAGAUACAUAAAUAUUGCACAGACGUGUUUGGCAAUAACCUGUUGCACCUGGCAGGACAUUUAGGACCUUCCUCUGUACUUGAUAGAAGUGUCGGUGCUACUCUGCAAAUGCAAAGAGAGAUUCAAUGGUUUGAGGCGGUUAAGGAAGUUGUGAAUCCCAAGUAUAAGGAAGGCAGAAAUGACGAUGGUAAGAAGGCACAUGAGGUAUUCACUGAAAAUCACAAGGAGUUGAUGAAAGAUGGAGAGAAAUGGGCGAAAGAGACGGCUGGUUCUUUUAUGCUUGUGGGUAUUCUCAUCACUACUAUCGUGUUCGCUGCGGCCUUCACUAUCCCGGGUGGAAGCAAUCCUGAUAAUGGAAUGCCAAUCUAUUUGCAUAACAAUAUAUUUGCUUUGUUUUUCAUAUCAAAUGCAAUAUCUUUCUUCACUGCUGUCACUUCUGUCUUGAUGUUCAUCGCGAUCUUCACAUCUCGUUACGCUGAAAAAGACUUCCUCUCGGAGGUGCCUGGGAAUUUACUGCGGGGCUUAAUAUUCCUUUCCGUGUCUCUCCUGUCAGCGAUAGUUGCCUUUUCUGCUGUGUUUGUUUUAACCCUUCAGGGAAAUCCGUCCUAUCAGUCUUACAUGACAGUGACCCUCGAUGUGUUUACAGCUUAUCCAGUUUUCGGACUCAUGCAGUCACAGCUGCGCAUCAUGCGUCAGAUUUUCCGAUCUAUGAGAUCAAAUUGA
This is a messenger RNA of Gastrolobium bilobum, 1317 nucleotides long. RefSeq names its product ankyrin repeat-containing protein ITN1-like. NCBI's taxonomy places the organism in Eukaryota, Viridiplantae, Streptophyta, Magnoliopsida, Fabales, Fabaceae. The transcript has 5 exons. The coding region runs from base 1 to 1317 and encodes 438 amino acids. The record is from RefSeq and is a predicted model, not a curated record.